Myxocyprinus asiaticus (Chinese sucker) is the source of this 2343-nucleotide messenger RNA. RefSeq names its product mesoderm-specific transcript homolog protein-like. The transcript has 12 exons. The record is from RefSeq and is a predicted model, not a curated record. NCBI's taxonomy places the organism in Eukaryota, Metazoa, Chordata, Actinopteri, Cypriniformes, Catostomidae. The coding region runs from base 322 to 1485 and encodes 387 amino acids. Gene Ontology annotation, molecular function: catalytic activity.
UGAUGGUUACCUGUUUUGACGUGGAGUGAGUGACUGUGGUCACAGAACAAAUCAUCUUACACACAUUCAACUAAACUGAAUAAAAAGGAAUUUCUCUUGAGUACGCAGAUGCAAAGGUUAAACGAGGCUAAGCUUUUUGGAAUUAAAUGCAUGACCCAACUGCAACCAACUUUCAGUCGACUCGUGUGGUAGAAAACCAAAGAGCAGUUUGCCAUCCGCUCCAUUAGGUGGCAUAAGCGGGCUUCAAUCCAGACUGAGACCUUUGGAUCCUUGGCAACAUGACGCUUCAUUGCAGUCGCCUCAACACCUUUGGACAGUAUUAUGCAACUUAGUAUAGAUCCUGCUGAUGACAGCUCAGUGAGAGACCCUAAAUGUCGGUUAAUAGCAUGUAUUUCACCCCAUCUGCUAACACAACCGAGACACUGCGAUCAAGUGCAGGAUUCGAGUAUGACACGCGAAUCGCCUCAGCAGAAUGAAAGCGUGAGCGGAGCGGCCCGUCGCGCGAGCUGGGAGUGGUGGGUUCACGUGGGUCUGUUGUGCAUUCCUCUGGUCGCCGUGUAUUUGCACAUCCCUCCUCCGGAGCUCUCACUUGCGCUAAACACUUGGCGCUCCUCCGGACACUUCUUCACAUUCAGAGGCAAUGACAUCUUCUAUAAAGAGUCAUUUGGUGUUGUGGGAAGCUCUGAUGUUCUCUUGCUACUUCAUGGUUUUCCUACUUCCAGCUAUGACUGGUACAAGAUCUGGGAUUCUCUGACUCAGCGCUUUAACAGAGUCAUUGCCCUUGACUUUCUGGGCUUUGGUUUCUCAGACAAACCGAGACCACACCGUUACUCCAUCUUUGAACAGGCCAGUGUGGUGGAGGCCCUGAUCGCUCAUAUAGGUCUGUCAGAGCAGAGGAUCAACAUCCUGUCACAUGACUAUGGAGACACUGUAGCUCUUGAGUUACUGUACAGGAGUGACCAUAAAAGGACUGGACACAUCACCAUAAACAGCCUCUGCCUCUCAAAUGGAGGUAUAUUCCCAGAGACUCAUUAUCCAAGAUUCAUGCAUAAAGUGCUAAAAGACUCAGGCUUCAUUUCACCUGUUCUUACAUGCCUCAUAAACUUCCAGCUCUUCUCUAGAGGAAUAAGGGGAGUUUUUAGACCAUACACUCAGCCAACCGAAGCAGAGUUCUGGGACAUGUGGACAGGCAUUCGUUUUAAUGAUGGAAAUCUGGUCAUGGACAGUAUCCUACAGUACAUUAACCAGAGACUGAAGCACAGAGACAGAUGGGUGGGGGCCCUAACCUUGACUUCAACACCAUUGCACAUGAUCUAUGGACCACUAGAUCCAGUUAAUCCACACCCCCAGUUUACCCAUCUUUAUCUGAAACUAGUGCAAAGAUCCACAGUAUCGGUUCUAGAUGAGCAUGUUAGUCAUUAUCCACAGCUGGAGGAUCCCACCGGCUUCAUCAAAUCCUACCUCAGCUUUAUCAACUCAUUCUAAAGCAAGGAUGAGGACCAGCGAGAGCUGCCCAGAGUUCUGCAUUAUUUGUGAGAAUCAAUGAGGAAAACACAGACAUUAAGCAUUUUCAAAUUAGUAGUUUGGAAUAUUGUCCCAAAUAAGCUGUGGCACAUGUGGGGGAAAAAAAGGAAAAGCAUAUUCCAGUCUAUUUAUUUACAAGCCACAAAGUAAGUAUCGGUCGCAAAAUGUCUGAAGAUGGCCAAGUAGUGCACAACAAUAUAAGCAAAGCAAAUAAAUGCUUAAAACACAAGGGACAUUUAGGCACAACACAGUGUUGUGAUGAAUGCCAUAACUCUUAUUACUUCACCAUUUCCAAAGGCAGUGCUCGAAGUGGGCUGGUAUGCACUGAUACGCCAUACCAGUACUUAUCCGAGAAUGAUGUCACAGUAGCGACAGAUAUCCUUGCGUACUUCGUUGCUCUUAUAAAGGUGCCAGUAUGGUGUCCUACUCCCAUUUAAAAUGGGCUGUACCAGCACAGAUUUCUUUCCACUUAAAGCACUGUCCAAAGGUAUCAAAUACAUUUAUAUUCAGAAAUCCAUUUCUAGCAUACAUUGAGUCUCAUGUGACUUGCAGUUGUUGUGUUGCAGCUUAAUUUUUUGUUAUGGCUCAUUUCUGUUGUGCUGUGGCAUAAUUUCAUUGUUUUCAACUUUUAUUUGCUUUUCCAAUUUAGUUGUGUUGUGCGCCCCUGGGCCACUGUAAUUAGUUCUUUACAUUUAAGCAAAAGAAAAAAAACAUGUAAACUGCCAUAACACAUGACUCAUCACGUACAGCUAGUCAAUAACUUGUCAAGGUAAAAUGCUAUGACAUAACUUGUAAAGAACUAAAUUUGUGUUUGAAGCA